AACACAGAUCGCUGAUACAUGCAAAUAAUAUACUUCUAUCACGAGACGAAAAAGGCUCGGCGGGGUUUAGCGUCUGCUCCUUGGCCGUGCUAUCGGGUGCAGAAUGGCAAGAUUCGACAAGACCUUUGCCAGAAUCUCUGCACCAAAUAGAAGAAUGGUAACCCAGUGGGAAUGUUGCGGGAUUUCGAUGCGCCGCAAAGAGAAAAUGGGACGAUGUGCUACGGGAUUUCGAUGCGCCGCAAAGAGAAAAUGGGACGAGUGCCGCGGGAUUUCGAUGCGCCGCAAGAGAAAAUAGGACUUCACUUGCCGGAUGUGACGAUACUCACGAUCGUACACGGGCGAAGUGUUAUCGUGGCCUGCUAGUGUUCCACCUGUGUGGCGUUCUAGCCGAUUCGAACCGGUGGGACGAGAGAUAACGAGUUCUUCCAUUCCCUGAGCAUAAGUUACGUGGACCAUAUGCGCAUACUAACUGCAUUUGAUUACUGUGUGUCGUAGGUAUCUGGCUGGGUGUGCACACGUAUAAAGGAACGCUUCUCAGGGUAGCAAGAACUGGCUCUUUGUCCUCGCGAUCGUCGACCAACCAUGUCGACUCACUCCGUCGAGGAGAAAUACGACGUCCCCGAUACUGAGAAGCAAAGGGACGAUGUCGCGCAGGUCCUUAUUGCCGAGUUCGAUGACCCGAACCUUGACUUAAAUGCUGAGCUUCUGGAGGACGACUCUCCCUACCCGGAGGUCCGUUCCGCCGUCGCCAACACGGACAACCCCGACAUGCCCUGCGGCACCUUCAGGGCUUGGUUCAUCGGUUUACUCUGGGCCAUCCUCAUCCCAGGUCUUAAUCAGUUCUUCUUCUUCCGUUUUCCCUCGGUCACGAUCAGCGGCGUCGUCGCCCAACUGAUUUCACUCCCCGUCGUCCGUCUUUGGGCACGCGUCGUCCCCAGGGUCAAAGUCUUUGGUGUCUCUCUCAACCCGGGACCAUUUACCGUUAAGGAGCAUGUCCUGAUCACCAUUAUGGCUAGCGUCGGUUCUGGAUCUGCAUAUGCUACGGAUAUCAUUGCUGUGCAGCGCGUGUACUACAACCAGGUCAACAACUUCUCCUAUCAGUGGCUGCUGGUCAUGUCGACUCAGCUCAUCGGCUUCUCCGUCAGCGGCAUUGCUCGUCGCUUCCUGGUGAACCCACCAUCGAUGAUCUGGCCCGCGAACCUGGUCACCUGCGCGUUAUUUAACACCCUGCACUCCCAGAAAUACGCCGGAAUGGGUACGCGUGGUGGUAUCUCGCGCGAGAGGUUCUUCUUCUACAGCUUCCUCGCGUCCUUCUGCUGGUACUUCAUGCCCGGAUACCUCUUUGCGGCACUCUCGUUCACAAACUGGGUCUGCUGGAUUGUCCCAAAUCACAUUGUCGUCAACCAGCUCUUCGGCACCGUCUCAGGCCUCGGCAUGUCAAUCCUCACCUUCGACUGGUCCCAGAUCGCGUACAUUGGUUCUCCUCUCGCGACACCAUGGUGGGCAGAGGCGAACGUCGCAUUCGGCAUGGUCUUCUUCUUUUGGAUCAUCUGUCCAUCACUGUACUAUACCAAUACUUGGAGCUCGAAGUAUAUGCCUAUCUCGUCUACUCACGCGUUCGACAACACUGGCGCGUCAUACGACGUCACUCGCAUUAUCAGCAACGAUACCGAAUUCGACGAGGAGAAGUAUAGAAACUACUCGCCCUUGUUCCUCUCCACGACGUUCGCUCUGUCUUACGGUCUGUCCUUUGCGUCUAUCACUGCAACGCUGACGCACACUUUCCUUUACUACCGCAAGCAAAUCUGGACCCAAGCCCGCCGUUCAAUCAGCGAGCAACCUGACAUCCACGCCCGCCUCAUGUCCAAGUACCCGCAGGUGCCCGAGUGGUGGUAUGUCAUUAUCUUCUUAUCGAUGUUUGUUUUUGGUGUCAUCUGCAUCGAAGUCUGGUCGACGCAGAUGCCGGUGUGGGCCUUCGUGUUGGCUCUGAUAAUCUCCUUCGCCUAUGUCAUCCCCAUCGGAAUGAUUCAGGCAAUUACGAACCAGUCAGUUGGCCUGAACGUCAUCACGGAACUCAUCAUCGGGUAUGCGUUACCCGGCAGGCCCAUCGCGAUGAUGAUGUUCAAGACAUGGGGCUACAUCACCAUGGCGCAGGCGCUGACGUUCGCGAGUGACUUCAAGCUCGGGCAUUACAUGAAGGUCCCGCCGCGCCCGAUGUUCUGGUGCCAGCUCCUAGCGACCGUCGUCGCCGGCACCGUGCAGCUCGGUGUUCAGGCGUGGAUGUUCACGAAUAUUUCGGACAUGUGCUCCCAGACCCAAGAUCAUGGUUUCACAUGCCCCUCGACCGAGGUCUUUGGCACCGCGUCCAUCAUCUGGGGAGUCAUUGGUCCCGCACGCCAGUUCUCGCAUGGCCAGAUCUACUACGGCCUAGUGUUCUUCUUCCUUGCUGGAUUCCUCGCGCCCCUCAUCACAUGGCUGGUUCAGAAACGCUUCGGGCAAAACACCAUUCUCAAAUACAUCAACUGGCCGGUCAUCUUUAGCGGCACAGGCCUCAUCCCACCCGCGACGCCGUCUAACUACGUCACCUGGUCUGUUGUCGGCUUCAUCUUCAACUACAUCAUCCGUCGCCGCCAUUUCUCCUGGUGGACUAAGUACAACUACGUUCUGUCCGCGGCCCUCGACUCUGGUGUCGCCGUCUCUGUAGUCAUUAUUUUCUUCUGCCUGCAAUUCCCGCAGAAUGGUACUAUCGGCGCCAGCACAGUUCAGGGCUGGUGGGGCAACACCGUGUCCUUCAACACCGCAGAUGGCAACAAACUCCCGCUCCUGCAGGUUCCUGUCGGCCAGUUCUUUGGCCCUCGCACCUGGGCCUAAGGCUCUCACGAUGCGUACGAUUUCUGAUGAUUUGUUCAUAGUUUCUGUUGUAACGGUGUAUUGUAUGGACUGUAUGACAUGAUUACAUUGACUGUACAUGUAGACUUGUGCUCAACGUGCGAAUAUACCUUUUGCAUGCGGC
Messenger RNA from Phanerochaete carnosa HHB-10118-sp, 3013 nucleotides. RefSeq lists its product as uncharacterized. NCBI's taxonomy places the organism in Eukaryota, Fungi, Basidiomycota, Agaricomycetes, Polyporales, Phanerochaetaceae. The record is from RefSeq and is a predicted model, not a curated record. Gene Ontology annotation, molecular function: oligopeptide transmembrane transporter activity. The coding region runs from base 583 to 2871 and encodes 762 amino acids. Gene Ontology annotation, biological process: transmembrane transport. The transcript has 11 exons.